CGAAUUUCAUCGUUUGAUUACUGACAGUGGAUUGUUUAUAAUGUCUGAGAGUUCGCCAAAAUGGAAAAGACCUUCAGAUGUAAUGAAAAUUCAUAGAAAACGGAAAAGACUUUCACAGAGCCGUUCUUUCUCUGAGGAAAAGUCAAAUACAUCUGGAAUCUUACACGACAGUACGAAUGUUUUUCUUAACAGCAGCUCGAAGAGAAAGAAUCCAUUUUCCAGUAACGAUAAUCCUGAUGCACCAUACAAACGUAAAAAAUCUGAUGGGAACGAAAAAAUUCCGAGUUUUAAUGAAAAUACCCAGGCUUUUUUUGCUAUUUUAGAAAAGGCUAACAAGAAAGAAGGGGAUAGUCCUAGUAUUAAGGUGGAGAAAGCUACAGAGAAUGGACCUAUAACAAGGGAAUUCCUGGUGGAUGAUGACGAGGAAAAGUCCCAGUUUGAUUUCAUUGAAAAGUUUUUCAAAGCAGCACAAACACAAAAACUCAAGGAUAAGUCUCCAAAACCUCUAAAAACAGAGAAAGCCCAGCCCACUUCCUGUAAACCUGUGCCUGUGGACUGGUCAUUGAAGGUCAAGUUAAGGGUUGUUUCAAAGUCGUCAUUACUCUGGUGCACACAAAUCAAAACUGCAGAGGAGGCUAAGGGAGUGACGGACUUUGUCUCGGGGUGCAGUCAGGUUGAUGCAGUGGAAGACAAGUCAGACUUUUAUAGCUGUUGUUUGUAUUGGAUUUAUCCCAAUCUGCCAUGGCUACGAUUAUUUCCUAGAAUAGUUCCAGACAGCAAAAUAAGAUCUUCUUCCAAUGGCUUACUCGGUGAAGACAUUCAAAAAUCGCUACUGGAGGACUGGACAGAGAGCUUUACAUCAGCAUUCCAUCAGCUUCGGUCCCAGCAUUGUCCGUAUUUCUAUUUCUGUACACAUCAGUUCACAGUUCUCUUCAGGGCUGCUGGGGUAGCUGGUCAGUCAAGUCAGAACGCAUUCCUUACCCCCACCACACGGGGACUCAGGGAGGCACUCAAAAAUGAAGGUAUUGAGUUUAGUAUGCCAGUGUUAGAGAGAAAAAGAGAGUCAUCUAGUGCAGAAAAAUCACAAAGCAAAGAUUCCGAAAACCAAUCAACCCAUCCAGCGGAGGAUGAGGAUGAAGAAGACGAGUUUCUGGACACUGACGAGGGAGCUUCCGUCUGGCUGGAGAGUAUCGGACUGGACAAAAAACAAUUCCCAUCACUCGACCCUAACAAAGUUAAAAUACAGAGGGAGGGUUUCCGGGUGAUUGACAAUAGACCAGAGUCUUUAAUAUAUGUACAAGGUGCAGAUGUCCAGGCACUGUUUAAUUUCCUGUUAAAUUGCCGCAGUUGUGUGGCCUCCAGUGGGCCCCAAGUGGGGGUUGCACCAACAAUUCUGUCCCCCUCACCAUUCAGGGGAGCUUCAGUGCAGACCCAAAAGGUGAAACAUUCACUGGUAAAACAGACAGAGACAGAUGGAAGUAUAAACCAUGUCCAUAUUUUAGAAAUCUCAGGGGCUGUCCUACCUCACCAUGUACAUCACAUCAGAAAGGUCCUGGAGCGGACCCAGAAAGGGGAGUUCACUCUCACUUUUAAUACUCAUGAACCAACAGUUCCAUUUAAUGCUAAGCUCUCUGUUACUGACUGUAAUCCAGAAAGGGAGAGAAUGAAAAUGAGGGGAGAUAAAUUUGACUCCUUUUUUGAUGUCUGUGAAAUUGAUGACAGAUUAACUUGUAUACGAGAACUGUAUUGUAAAGAUUAUGAGUACAACUGGGCAACAUGAUUUUAUGAUGUAGGGAAAUUUGAUUUUUAUUUUUAUGUUUAAAAUUAGAUUUUUAAAUUUGCAUGUAUAUCAAAAAUUUGCAUCAUGCAAGGCGAUGUUUUGUCUAUAUUUAUUGUCAAAUCAUUUUAUUGAUUUUAUAAACAAUUUUACCUGUUGUGGAUAAAAUGAAAAUAUGUUGAAAACAUGA
Saccostrea echinata is the source of this 1967-nucleotide messenger RNA. Its product is annotated as protein downstream neighbor of son homolog. Bases 41 to 1780 code for a protein of 579 amino acids. Lineage: Eukaryota; Metazoa; Mollusca; Bivalvia; Ostreida; Ostreidae. Gene Ontology annotation, biological process: nuclear DNA replication. The transcript is spliced from 10 exons. The record is from RefSeq and is a predicted model, not a curated record. Gene Ontology annotation, cellular component: nucleus.